AUGGGCAUACCACAUUUGACGCAUUCGCUGUCACCUUAUGGUGAUAAAGUGGUUCUGCCGCAACAUCCAGCAAACCACGAAAACGCCAUCAUCGAUGGUCCCAGCCUAGCAUACCAUGUCUUCUAUGUGUGCAUAGCCCGUAGAACAAGCGCUAGAAAUGCUCUCGAAGCGACUCCGACAUAUCAAGAACUAGGCCAGGCCGCUGUAAACUGGCUCGAGCAAAUCGAGCAAUACGGACUAAAGAUUAAAACUGUCUUCUUCGAUGGCCUGUUGCCGUUGUCUAAGCAAAGCACUAGGUUGUCUAGAUUGCAGAGCUAUGCGAAUCAGCUUGUCACUUUUAAAGCGCUGAACAAGGAAGACUUGCCUGCACGUAUGGACAAUGUAAAGUCUUCAAAGUCUGAUGUCUUGAGUGCGGUCGUCUCUUCAAAUCGGCUCAAGGCUCUUCCCGCCCCGCCAUUCUUGGUUCCUGCAGUCAUCGAAAUGCUUCUUGAAAGCCGUUUCAGCUCUCUUGUCUCGGUCAUUCCUGGUGAGGCGGAUGCAUACUGUGCAGACGCUGCCAGAAAACAUGGCGGUGUCAUCUUUACCAGUGAUUCGGAUCUCUUGGUCCACGAUCUAGGAGAAUAUGGAAAGGUGAUACUCUUCCGAGACCUCGAAACCAUUCACCUACCAAGCAGGGGAAAAUGUCUAAAGACUCAGGAGUACCAUCCAGCUGCCAUCGCAAAGCGGUUCGAACUCCAAAAUCUGGUCAAAUUGGCAUUCUUUAUGUCCCAAGACCACCACAAGAGUCUUACUGAGAACAUUAGACUCGCAGCCAAGAACACACCAAUGUCUGCUGGAUUUGCAGAGUUUGCAGAGGAAUACGGAUCUCUGCCUAAACUGUCAAAACUGGCUAUGGCAGGAAGCAUGAACGAAACGAACACAGCUGGAGCGCUUGCCCGUCUGGAUCCAAGGAUAUCUGAGAUUAUCCAUUUGGUUCGUGUAAAGGAGGCUCAAGAAGCGCCCUCAGCCCUGCAGGACUCUGAGAAUCUCAAUAUGUAUCUUCCAUUCAUUAUCGAUGAUCCGACGAGAACAUCUGCAUGGCGAUCUGGUGUCUCUGUCCGUGCUCAGGCUUACUCAUUGUUGCGUGUCCUGAACUCGAGCGUCACACAAGUUACCGAGUUCGAGCGAAAGGGCACUCGCGUGGCAGGGACGGUAGUUGAAUUAGACUCCACAACCAGCCCGAGUACGAUGUUAGAAGACUGCUUGAAAGCUUUACAGCAAGAUCUAGCACAACAUUCAUCACUAUCCCGCGCGGCCAGAUGGCGUGCUGUGGCAGUGAAACUUGUCUGUCAGUCGAAUCUGGAUAACGACAAGCCUCCACCACUUAGCAGCGAUAUCAGCAGACUUGUCACAGGGUCACGAGAGGGCGCUCUAACUUGGUCAUUCAUCCACGCGAGCGGUCAAAUGCAGGCAUCUCUCUAUUCGCUCAGGAUGCUAUUCCAAAUAUCCACCAUCGUACACAAUCUUCUCGAAGGCACUAGUCAUGAAAUUCUACCGCCGUUACAGAACCUCAUCACUUUGCUGCAAGAUCUGCCCAGCCUUCGAGAACUUCUCGAUGAAAAGACACCAAUGAUUGAUGGCGAGGCUGAAGCUGCUAGAGCGGCUAUCUUGAGCACAUUGCAGAGUCUAGGUAUAACUCAAGAUACCACAGAAACGUCGACAAAGAAGAAAAAGAAAAGAAAGAAGAAGGGCGAGCAUACGGGUGAUCGUACACCUCCUGGUGUGGCAUGGAGUGCCAACAACAUGUUCAGCAAUCUUGUACAGAAAGAUUGA
This is a messenger RNA of Aureobasidium musti, 1812 nucleotides long. The record is from the annotation of a GenBank genome assembly. NCBI's taxonomy places the organism in Eukaryota, Fungi, Ascomycota, Dothideomycetes, Dothideales, Saccotheciaceae.